AUGUCGGGAAGACUCGUCUCAUCGGGCAUACGCCUGCCAAAAUACGUUGCUGGAGAUGGGAGACUCGACCUCAUGAAGAUCUCGCUCUCAUCACAUGCUCAGCGACAGACAUUACAAAGAAUAUACAGGCAAAGGUCCCAGCAUCGCCAAUUUCAUGUCUCACCUUCUCAGGCAGCAAAAUCUAGAUUUGACUCCCCCAAGUCGGAGAAAGAUGAAUCCAGAUUCGCCGCUGCCAAGUCGAAGAAAAAUGCUCCACAAUCAACCCCAGAGCCAAACGCAGCCCAAGACCAGGGGGAGCCACGCGUCACCAGGAAGGAGGUGAAGCGAGAGCGAACGAAAAUACUCCUAGAACAACGGGAACAAAAAAUCCGAGAGCUAGAAGCACAAGAGAAAGAAAGACUAGAACAGGAAAAACAAGAGGAAGAGAGAGCGGAACAGGAAAGGCAAGAGCUCAAACGACUGGUCAAAGAACAACUAGGCCUAGAAACAGAAAACCCAGCAAAAGAGGAGAAGAGCCGGUCAGAGCAGAGUUCGAAUGUCGUCCGCAAGAUUUUCUUUUCCGGAGUUGCCUCGGCCGGUGCCCUCGUCUUAUGGGAGAUGUGGAGGUUUGCUUACAGCACCGAGCCACUCAACGACCAGAAGUUUUCACCAUUUGAGAUUGUUGACCGGCAACAAGUGUCCCCUACGGCCUUUAUCGUCACCGUCAAGCCGGUUGUAUCACGCCUGGGCGGUCUCGCCAGCCAGUGGAAGCUGGCAUGGCUCGAGACGCUCCAGCACAAACUUGCGUGGGAGGGUACCUGGGCUGUUGAGAUCAAACAGCCCGAACUCCAAGUCGCGCGAGAUUACACCCCCUUGCCGGAGCUGGAUGUGCUUAGGGCUACAAACGAGUACGACACUCGCGGCCGUAUCGAACUCUUCCAGCUGCUCAAGGGUCUCUUCUCCCCACAACAAUCCAUCCCCACGUUCAAGUUCCUGAUCAGGAGAACAGAAGGCGGGGAGGUGAGCAGCUGGCUAAGCCGCAGAAAAGUGGGGGACACCAUUGAACUACGCGGACCACACCAGAGCUUCAAUGUCGUCGCCCGGGCGGGGUACAAGGAAGCGGAAGAGCCCAAAAGGGUCGUGUUUCUCGCCGGCGGAACAGGCAUAGCACCAGCCCUCCAAGCAGCCGGGAGCCUCUUCCGGGAACACGGACAAACCUUGAAGAAAAUGCCCCAAGUCGACAUUUUAUGGGCCAACCGGUCAAAAGAGGACAUCAAGACCGACAACCCUGUCAUUGAGCUUCUCGAGAAACUGAAGGAAAUGUCUCGGGGGAAGAUCAACUAUGUUUGCGUUGUGGAUGAGGAGGGGAGAUUCAUCACCGCGAAUGAUAUCGUCGCCAAGACGCAAAUCACACCGCCGCGAAAGUCAUGGUUUUGGAAUUCUUCAAAGGCCGAAUCAACCCGGUCAAAAGACGAUGUCAACUGCUACUAUCACUCCUCAAAACACCUGAUCACUUCUGCGGGUGAGGACUAUGAGAAGGUUGAUGGGGAGAACCCACGACGGCAGUGCGCCUGCCCUGUUGGAAGGCCGAGCUUUAAGAAUCUGCUUAUGGUGUCUGGGCCCGAGGGUUUCAACAAUCACUUUGCUGGACCAAAGUAUUGGGCUGACGGCAAGGAGAGGCAGGGCCCGGUUGGGGGUGUUAUUGGGGAAUUGGCGAAGAAGUACCCAAGUUUGGCGAGCGAUUGGCUUGUGUUGAAGUUGUAA
Podospora anserina S mat+ is the source of this 1743-nucleotide messenger RNA. RefSeq lists its product as uncharacterized. NCBI's taxonomy places the organism in Eukaryota, Fungi, Ascomycota, Sordariomycetes, Sordariales, Podosporaceae. Gene Ontology annotation, molecular function: oxidoreductase activity. The record is from RefSeq and is a predicted model, not a curated record. Bases 1 to 1743 code for a protein of 580 amino acids. The transcript has a single exon.